AUGGCCACUGUAGCAGCUGCAAUGAUGCUUCAGUGUGUCUUUGAUGGAAGCUUGUCCAUGUCAGACAUGAAUAUCGAGAGACGGCCUUACCAUAAAAACUGCAGUUGUGCAUUGCACAAGCAGAAAGGGGAUAAUCCAACCACUUGUGUCCAUAGUAGGUAUAUAUCAUUCCCCAAAAGGCGAAACCAGAAAGAUAUGACUUUGUCAAAAGCAGCUUCCCAAUUCUCUUCUCCAUCUUCUUCUUGCAAUAAUUCAUUCAUCGCGAGUGUACAACAUACAGCGCCGACUUUAGCAAGUCUAGCUCGGAAGGGAGAACUUGUCGAACCUUACAACGAACCUGAAAGAGUCUUACGCCAGCACAGGAAAAUGGCUAAUCAAGGACGACAUGGAGAAUUGGGGUUAGGUCUUCAAGAAGACAAUGAGAACAAUAAUCAAGACAAUGUGAAUAACCCCGGGAACUUGAACAACUAA
Solanum stenotomum is the source of this 471-nucleotide messenger RNA. RefSeq lists its product as uncharacterized. The record is from RefSeq and is a predicted model, not a curated record. The transcript has 2 exons. Bases 1 to 471 code for a protein of 156 amino acids. NCBI's taxonomy places the organism in Eukaryota, Viridiplantae, Streptophyta, Magnoliopsida, Solanales, Solanaceae.